ACUGCGAGCUGAGUGGCAGGUGCGCGCGUGCCUCCUCUCUGCCCGUCCAGUCGGUUCGCACGAGGCGCCCGGUUCGCGUUUUCUCCAUCACCGGAGCGCGUUUCCUCCAUCAGCUCUUCUGUUAUCUCCGAUAACUUUCACCGUGUUUUCUCCGUUUAUAUUAACGAUAUACUCUUUUAUUUAUUUAUUUAUUUAUUUAUUUAUUUAAUUAUUUAUUUAUUUAAUUAUUUAAUUUAAAUAAGAAUAAAUAAAGAAAACAAACCCCCGAGCUAUUUAGGGUUUAUUUUAGGACAAAGGAGAAAAGUAAUGCUGAAUGUUCCCGCGGGGCUGUGAGGAGAUUGUUUCCUUGGAUUUGUGGCGUUAACAUCAUCAGGAGCAUCAUCAGGAACAUCAUCAGGAGCAUCAUCAGGAGCAUCAUCAGCACCAUCAUCAGGAGCAUCCUCAGGAGCAUCCUCAGGAGCAUCAUCAUGGACGUCCUGGCCAACUACAGCAUCUUCCAGGAGCUCCAGCUCGUGCACGACACCGGCUAUUUCUCCGCUCUGCCGUCUCUUGAGGAAAACUGGCAGCAGACGUGUCUAGAGCUAGAGCGCUACCUUCAGACGGAACCCAAGCGACUAUCAGAGCUUUUCGAAAAUGAACUGGACCGUUUGCUCUGUCCAGACUUCAUCGAAGGACACGUAGAGGACGAGUCACUGAACCCGUCACUCAUCAGCCUCACAUCAUCCCCGCUGCACCUGGAUGGGGAGUCGCUGACCUCGCCAUCCACCCCGGACCAUUCCGACAUCAGCACAGGGGUCGACGUGGCCCAGCUGAGCGCACUCACUUCCCUGACUCCACCCUCUUCCCCGGAACUGGAGCGCCAUUCUCUCAAGACCCCCCACACUCUGUGUACCACGGCCGACGGGACUCUAAUGCUGAAACUAGCCGUGGCGCGGCCGCUUUCGCCCGGACCCAGCGACAGCGAACAGGCAAUCGUCACCACGGGGGGUAAAGACUCGUCCGACAACAAGAAGAGAGUGCACCGCUGCCAGUUUGAUGGCUGCAGAAAGGUGUACACCAAGAGCUCUCACCUCAAGGCACACCAGAGGACACACACAGGUGAGAAGCCCUACAAGUGCUCAUGGGAAGGCUGCGAGUGGCGUUUUGCACGGAGCGAUGAACUGACGAGACACUACCGCAAACACACGGGUGCCAAACCCUUCAAGUGCGCACACUGUGACAGGUGUUUCUCGCGGUCGGAUCACCUGGCGCUCCACAUGAAAAGGCACGUUUAAGUCAGAGGACGACGUCUCCGAGAGGAAACUGGACACGCGUUCAGAGAGAAGCGAAUCUGAACACUUUUUUUAAACACCCUGACUACAGCCAUGUGCUUUCUCCUGAACUGUACGCCGCACCGUGGGGAAUGUAUUUUAAUUUUCCUUUCGUAACUAGUGCAGAAAACAACCGGUGGAACGUCGACGAACAGGAUCGCACUGCUUUUUUCUACAUCCGUAGUCUUUUUCUGAGCAAGACUCCUGUUUUCAGGCGCAAUUACAGAAACAUUUGCACAAGAGCAGUCGAGGAUCAAAACGGAAAAGAUUUUAAUACUCGAUCUGGGGAUGAAAACCUGGGAUUUGUUAUUGUUAAUGUCCCUGCACACAUCUUGAACUGUGCUGUUUAUUUAUGCUCCUUGUAUUUUUUUCUUUGUUUCCUUUCCUCCAGAAAACUAGCAUGAAAAAAAAACGACGAUGACGACAAGAACAACGCAACGCUAAAAGUAAAAUGUCGAGACGUUCACGAAACAGAAUAUUAGCAUCUCACAACCUUCCUGAAUAAAUAAAAGAGAUAAAUAAAGUGGCGGAGCUGUGUGGGAUAUUUAAGCUCCUGCUCCCGCUGUUCGCUCAUCUGUCACUAGCGUGUACUCUGCCCUUUCUAAUGAACUAAAACGGGGGCCAUCUGACUUCCCCACCCGCUCUCCGGCGUUAGGAUCGUCCUGGCAUCAGGCCGGACUGGUCACAGUUAAUUUCACCGUAACGGAAUAACAAAGGAGCAAGGUCACACACACACAUACACACACACACACACACACACACACUCACAUACACACACACACACAUACGCACAAAUACACACACACACACACGCUCACACAUAAACACACAGAC
Molecule: messenger RNA, 2144 nt
Organism: Tachysurus fulvidraco (yellow catfish)
Lineage: Eukaryota; Metazoa; Chordata; Actinopteri; Siluriformes; Bagridae
Gene: klf7a
Product: Kruppel-like factor 7a
Exons: 4
Coding region: 468-1274 (268 amino acids)
Biological process (GO): regulation of transcription by RNA polymerase II
Molecular function (GO): RNA polymerase II cis-regulatory region sequence-specific DNA binding; DNA-binding transcription factor activity, RNA polymerase II-specific
Source: RefSeq, a predicted model, not a curated record